GCGUGACGAGACCCCGGGUCUGGGCGGCAGGAAGGCGGCAGGGCUGGAGCAGCGGCCGCGCUCCGUACCUGCGGGCUGGUGUAGGCGCUGGCUGGCUGGAGGUGUCGCAGCGCGGGGGCCGGGCCGUGGUCUGUCACGGACGGCGCGGUAUACUUCUGGCCUUCGGGCCUGGGCAUUAGUUUCUUUUUACCUCGUUGAUGCGCUUUUCAGUUACCAACGCGCUGCUCAGAAUAGCGGACUGUGUUGAAUAGUUCCUGUCUCUGGCGGCAUCUCUUCCUGUAGUGUUAGGUGCACAGGCAAAGUUGAAAUACACCUAUCUUCUGUUAACACAAGGAAAAGAGAUACGGCAGUACUUCUGGCAAAGCCCUCGCCUCUUCUGAGAAACGUAGAGCUUAUAGUUCUUGGUAAAAAGUAGUGGGAUAGUUCUCAUCUGAAGACGCUUAUUCUGUAUGGCACAGCUGGUGAUACACUGAUAGCUCAUCAAUGGAUUUAGAAGCUAAAGAUGAAGAGGAAGAGAGUCUGCAAACAGCUUUCAAAAAGCUGAGAGUGGAUGCAGCAGGAUCUGUCUCAGCUCUCUCUGUGGGUGAUGGAACGAUUCUGAGAACACCGAUAAGAGCAGCUAUGGAUGGAGCCAAACAACAGUCUGCCUGCCCUAAAGAAACUUGGCAUGGGUGUGUGAGAAAGCCUUCAAGAGGAUCAGCAAGAAUCCCACGUCGCAGACGUUCCAAGUCUCCUGUCUUGCAUCCUCCCAAGUUUACAUAUUGCAGUAUGAAAGCCAACAACCAGCUGAAACACAAAACCCAGUCAGACACAGCAAAGAGUAAUGUCAGUUCAGACAUUUUUGUUACAACAGAACAUGGUACAAAGGACGGGCAUGAUGUUCAGUUUGAGGCCAGUGAUGACAAAAGAACCAGAAUUGAACCUUUGGAAGCUUCCACAGCUGAAAAGCCAUUGGAGAAUUCAAGGGAGGAUUGCCCUGCUCUGUCUUCAUCCUUUGAAACUUGCCUGGAUUCUAGCCAAACUUCAGAUUUUCAGUCCUUAUCCAUGCUUAGCAAUGGCAAGCAGUGCCCUUGUACGGACAAGAAAUGCCAGUGCAAACAAUGGCGAGCCAUGGAAGUGUACUCUUUCUCUGGCUUACGGAGUGUCCUGUCAGAGUGUGAAAAAGCAGUCCUAGGAGUCCAUUCUCAGUCUCUUCAAAACAGAUCCCCUUGUGGAACAGCCUCAUCAGGUUCUCCUAGAUCUUGUUCUGAACAAGCUCGAGCCUUUGUGGAUGAUGUGACUAUUGAAGAUCUUUCAGGAUACAUGGAAUACUACUUAUAUAUUCCCAAGAAAAUGUCUCACAUGGCAGAAAUGAUGUAUACUUGACUGAAAGCGAUAGAGAAUCAUGAAUCAGAGUUUGUGAUAAUGAUUGGGUUAAAUGCCUUGUCAGUGCCAUGGCUGUUUUCAUUGCCGUGUAUUUGAUCAAAUGCUUCUUUGCAUCAUACAGUUUAGUUUUCUAAUAAAAUGAAAAAUGGAAUAUAGUUUCUGGGCUUAGUUCUAAAAUGAAUGCACUAAAGUCUAUGAAUACCUUAACAAACAACUCCCUUGUUUUUGGUUUGAGCUGUGGACAUUCAAGCUCUGUUACGCUGUUUUCACUGUGUCCGAAAAGAGUAACCUUUUAAGCUUUGUUCUGAAAUUUUGCAGGGUUUGGAAGAUUCAUUCUUGAUAUGUCUCAGUACUUAGACAAAUGUUUUAUAGCUUCAGCUCUGUCUCACUUAUCCUACUCCAGGGAGAAAAAUGGGAAAGCAUUCAGUAUUUUGGAUAGGAUGCAUAUCCUUUCCUUGAACACUACCUGGCUUUUUUUCAAUUGGAUCAAAUUGUGAAAGCUUCUUCCUCACACAUUUAUUAGGAGGUCAAGAAUGUGCUGGAGCGUGCUUGGACCCUUCCAUAAUCUAAUUAACUUACUCUUGCAUAGUUAUAUUUAUCUACAGGUAGUGAAGCUUGUAGAAGCAAAAGUAUAUGUUGUUGUGCAUAUUUACAGAUGGAGUAAUUUAAGGGAGAGUGAGACAAGCUGAAAGAGUUAAGAAUAAAAUUUCCUUUGGGCCAUGCACUCUCAAAACUAAAAUUGUGAAGCCAUCUACACUGAUUAUUUCUGGGUAUUUCUGAUACACAGAACAGGUUGGAAAUGGGGUAAACAAGACAUGUGUAUCAUACAGGCUUUGUGGUGUGGAACUGUAACAUUCCCUCUGGUUAAAAAUACUCACAUAAAACACUGUUCCUGAGCUGUGUGUUAAUAAAUGUUUGUCUAAACCUAGCAUGUUUAAAGUAAAGCCUGAAUAGUUUGACUUACACUGAUUUUACCAUCCAAUAACCAUUUUUUUAAUUAAAGCAUGCAUUCAGUAUCAGCUAUAAAUGCCUACUGAACAACUGUGUUUGAGUAGAAUAGUGCAGUUCUUACUUUUACGUUUCAAUGUCAGUGGUCAGCAAGCCAAGGAGUCACCAGCAGAUCUAUAAAAAUAGAUAGUAGCAGGUGGAGACAGUUGACCUUGCUUUCUGUGCUGGGGAAGUCUCAGAUAUUCUAGAUGAUCCUCACUUAUUUUCUUUAGAUUUUAUUCUAAUCAUCUCUAAUAUUUACACUACAAAUCCAAGAAGUACAGAUUUAAAGUCCCCCUCCAAAUAAAAUAAAAUAAAAUAAAAUUGCAUGAAAAUGCAAGAAAAACUGUUACUUUGCUCUUAAGUGUUGCCAUUUCAUGCACUUAGCAUGUAGUAUGGCUUGUUGCCUUUGAUUACAUUUAACUGAUUUCUAAAUUUUAUCUCACUUUACACAUCUUCCCACACCUAUGUUUGCAUUACAGAACAGGAAGAGUGAAGUUAUUUGGGUAUUUUAAUCACGUUUAGAAAAGGAAGACUGUUUUAACCAUUACUCUUGAACUUUGAGGAUCUUUUUCGGUCUUGUGAUCUUUGAUUUUGCAUAAUGACAACAGCUAUGUCAUUUAUUUUACCUGUAAUUUAUUGAUUACAUUUUUCUUUUUACCUGUGAAUUACCUUGUCCAAAUAUUCAGAAUUAUGUAUGUGAACUCACUUUUUCCUGUUUGGUUAAUAUCUUACUGUCCCAUUCCCUUCUCCUUCCUCUUCUAGUGCUGUCCUGCAUAUUCACACACAGACAAACAAGAGUUUACAUUUCAUUUGAUUGUGCUUUCCUCACUUUGGCCCCCUUUUCUCCCUUUGAUAAAUCUGGUAUAAUAUGUACUUUAUUUUUAAACCUGGAUAUUUAGUACUAGUUAUCUUUGCUACCGCUGUUUUUCAAAGGAUAUUUCUGCUUCAACAGAGGGUAUCUGCUUAUGUUUCUGUUCAUGUUUUAUUUCUGUGCCCUCUUUCAAAGUGUUUGAAGAUACUGUUGCUGAAUGCUGUAUUUCUCACUUUUAAACUCUUGAAAAGUUACCCCUGCAUCUCAAUGAGUGUUGACCUAGAACGUGUGCUUUUGAAGAUGGGGCAUAUUUCUUUAGAGUGCACAAAUAAUACUAUUGUUUAAAACUGGUAUUGGUUGUCUGCAGGGGAAACAAAAAGUGUUCCCUUUUGCAGCUGGAGCACUAGCAAGUGGCACAGCUAGACUCUUCCCUGGAGGUGUGGGAUGGCUGCUGACUCAAGGUCACCUUGAUGCAGUUGUUUCUGCUAUGGAAUACAGUGCUGCUUCUAUUUAAUAAAGCAUGUACAAAAACCCAGAA
Molecule: messenger RNA, 3704 nt
Organism: Rhea pennata
Lineage: Eukaryota; Metazoa; Chordata; Aves; Rheiformes; Rheidae
Product: oxidative stress-responsive serine-rich protein 1-like
Exons: 4
Coding region: 484-1365 (293 amino acids)
Biological process (GO): cellular response to hydrogen peroxide
Source: RefSeq, a predicted model, not a curated record